AUGAGUCCGAAUUGAGGCACCGCACUUCAGGAGCUCAACAUCUCCCCACGUGUACACUUAUCCUCCACCGUCCCAUCACCUCUUUCGGCUACGUGUCCUUCAAAUUCUACCCGAUAAACACUCUCCGAUUUAUAAAUUCCCCCACCUCAAAUCCCUCCUGUACACACACACUCUCCCUCUCUCUGAAAUUCCUUCCUUUUCUCUCCACUCAAAAACACCUUAUUAUGGCAUCGCAGGAGCUCAAACACAGAACUAAACCAGAAGAACAAGAAGGAGAAACUAAGGAAAUCGACGCCUCUUCCGCUGCCGAUAUGAAUAAUUCCGGCAAACCUGGACGCCAGAAAAAAAGGGCCAUGGCCAGCCGCGGGCUCCGAUCAUUAGUCCUCGCAGUUUCGUUCCCAACUUUGUUAACGAUAAUGGAUAUUUACCUGUUCGGAUCGAGCAAUAGGUACCGUAACACCGAAAAGCCUUUUUAUUUCCCUCCUCUUUGGGCUUUGCACUCGGCCUGUUUGGCAGCUGCUUUUCUCUCGGGCCUGUCUGCUUGGCUUGUUUGGGCCGAAGGUGGGUUUCAUAAGCAGCCCAAUGCUUUGCUUCUAUAUUUGGGGCAACUUGGGCUGAGUUUGGGGUGGUACCCGAUUGUAUUUGGAGCAGGAGCGACUCGGGUCGGAUUGGUGAUGUGUACGGCUUUAUUCGGGGCUAUGGUUGGGUGUUGUCGUAUGUUUCGGGUGGUAAACCCGAUUGCCGGUGAUCUUGUUAAGCCUUGUUUAAUAUGGGCGUUGCUUUUGUCUAUUGUAAAUCUUAGGCUUGUGUACCAUUGAGGAAAUUAGUUUGCAAUAGGUGUAUCAAACGACGUGGUUUUGUGUAUGUAAUGUAAUGGAGUGUUUGAUUUUAUAUUUUUAGGCAAUAUAUAUUAUACAUUUUUAAAGUUCAAGAUUA
Molecule: messenger RNA, 936 nt
Organism: Olea europaea var. sylvestris
Lineage: Eukaryota; Viridiplantae; Streptophyta; Magnoliopsida; Lamiales; Oleaceae
Product: translocator protein homolog
Exons: 1
Coding region: 225-818 (197 amino acids)
Cellular component (GO): membrane
Source: RefSeq, a predicted model, not a curated record